UAGUGCAAAAAUAGGAGAAAUGAUUCGAUUAAGCUACGUCGUGACGAUUAUCAGUGUAACAUUGUUGUGCGUUUUAGCGGAAGAGCUAUACUCCGAUAAAUAUGACAACAUUGACGCCACAAGUAUCCUUCAAAACAAUAAAUUACUAGUUGAAUACUACAAUUGUUUUUUGGAAAAGGCGCUAUGUCCGACAGAAGAUGCGAAGUUCUUUCAAGGAAUCUUGAGCGAAGCUCUCCAAACCAAAUGUAAGAAAUGUACUCAAAAACAAAUGGGACUACUGCUUGCAAUGAAGAAUUGGUAUAUACAAAAUAAACCUGAACAAUGGGAAGCUUUAAUUGCAAAGUCUGUUGAGGAUAUGAAAAAAAAGAACUGGUAGUUGUAUUCAUAAUCAACAAGGAGGACACGGCAAGAAUAGAAAAUGUUAAUCAUUUAUAAAAUUACUGGAUCUAAAUAUUUAGAAAUACCUC
Trachymyrmex septentrionalis is the source of this 467-nucleotide messenger RNA. Its product is annotated as ejaculatory bulb-specific protein 3-like. The transcript is spliced from 3 exons. The coding region runs from base 20 to 376 and encodes 118 amino acids. NCBI's taxonomy places the organism in Eukaryota, Metazoa, Arthropoda, Insecta, Hymenoptera, Formicidae. The record is from RefSeq and is a predicted model, not a curated record.